Molecule: messenger RNA, 657 nt
Organism: Alosa alosa (allis shad)
Lineage: Eukaryota; Metazoa; Chordata; Actinopteri; Clupeiformes; Clupeidae
Gene: myct1b
Product: myc target 1b
Exons: 2
Coding region: 71-655 (194 amino acids)
Cellular component (GO): nucleoplasm
Source: RefSeq, a predicted model, not a curated record
UCUCGCGCAGUCAGGGUGGCUGCUCUGCCUGCUGUUUUGCCCUCCUGAUCUCAGCUGGCGUUUGGGGAAUAUGGCUGCCAAUGAGACUCACCCUAUUCUGGAGAUUCUGCACUCUUUUGGCAUUGAGAGUUUGAUCCUGGCUUUCUGUCUCUCCAUGUUGGUGGGGCUCCUGAUUGGUGCGCUGAUCUUCAUCCUCCUCACAUGGCUGUCCAGACACAGAGCCUCAGCUGUGAUCACCAGACCCUCAAAGCGGAAAUCUAACACCUCCCGUGCUCGCAACCGAAUGGGUCUGUGCCGGAGUCAAGGCUUCCAACAUCUUGGAGACAGCAGCGCUGCCUCUGGUCACUUAAACGCCCGCCGACAGGCGUCUGUGGACACCGAUGAGUUGCUAGGCCGCAAAACGCCCUUCAAGGCUUCCACGUUCCACCCGCCAGGGAAGGGAGGGUCUCCCGUGGCCAGUAGUCCGCCAUCUUCCCCAUGCACUCUGGAGAUAGAGGCCCCUUCCUCCAGUGAGGGGAGCCUGCUUCCAAGCUCCGGGAACAAACGCCAAUCUUUCUGGCUUGGCAGCAAUGGGCUAAGAGGAUAUCUGCCUACCCAAACGCCCCCGCCUGCCUAUGACAGCGUCAUCCAUGCCUUCCAAGAGACCCAGACCUGAGU